Molecule: messenger RNA, 279 nt
Organism: Naegleria gruberi
Lineage: Eukaryota; Heterolobosea; Eutetramitea; Acrasida; Naegleriidae
Exons: 1
Source: RefSeq, a predicted model, not a curated record
GAAGGAUUUAAUUGUGAUUUAUGUGGUCAAUAUGUUGGAAAUAAUUUCGAAUUUGAGCAUCAUUUGGAAAGUCUUCAUAAACAUGUCUGUACGGAAUGUAGUAGAGUGUUUCCGAGUGCAUUUCUCUUAUCGGUGCAUUUAGAGGAAAAUCAUGAUUCAUUCUUUAGUGUUAUGGCACUCAAAAAGGAUUGUUAUCAAUGUUUGGUUGAGGAUAAAUCUAUUUGUAAUGCAAAAUUUAGAACAAGUGAACAGAGAGACGAACAUAUGAGGAAGGAUCAC